UGCCGCUUUUAAACUUUAAUGAUUAGUCGCACGCUCAACGUUCUCAGUCCCGCAGCGUCGUCUCGUUAUCGCCAUCGCCUUCGGUCGCUAUUUCGACGACGCCUCUUCAGUGCCGACAAUCCAGCCGCCCGCCCGCCCGCGCAAUGGCCAACCCGAAAGUGUUUUUCGACAUGACCGUCGACGGACAACCGGCCGGCAGGAUCGUUAUCGAAUUACGAAAAGACAUUGUGCCAAAAACUGCUGAAAAUUUCCGUGCCUUGUGUACUGGAGAAAAAGGUUACGGUUACAAAGGUAGUGUUUUCCACCGUGUCAUCCCCAACUUUAUGUGCCAAGGAGGUGACUUUACCAAUCAUAAUGGCACUGGAGGCAAAUCCAUCUAUGGUGCCAAGUUUGGUGAUGAAAACUUUACCCUUAGACAUACUGGACCCGGUAUUUUGUCAAUGGCUAAUGCUGGUCCAAAUACCAAUGGUAGUCAAUUUUUCAUCACUACAGUCAAGACUACAUGGCUAGACGGUAAACAUGUUGUUUUUGGAUCUGUUACCGAAGGUAUGGAUGUCGUAAAAAAAUUAGAGAGUUAUGGAACUGAUACAGGAGAGACCAAAAAGAAAAUUGUUGUUGCUAAUAGUGGAGAACUUUAAGCCUUUUUUUUUUUACAUAUAUUCGGUAAUUAACAUUUUCAUUUAAAAAUAUGCUGAAUUUUGUGUUAACUUUAUUCAGGAAUUGGAAACAUUCCAUCUUUUUUAUUAUUAUAUAAUUACCUAAUUUUCACCUAUUUUCUUAUUUUUUUUUUUUAUUUUACUUUUGUGUAUGAAUAUCUUGAAUUGUUUAGAAAAUUAUAACAAGCUGAUGAUAAUUUUUAGAUGAAGAAAAAAAACCAUUAACAGUUAUUAACUAGUUCUCUUCGAUAUUUUUUUUUCAUCUAGUGUUACAACAGUGGCUAAAAAAAAAUAAUAAAUAGCAAUUAAAAAAACUGA
Molecule: messenger RNA, 974 nt
Organism: Metopolophium dirhodum (rose-grain aphid)
Lineage: Eukaryota; Metazoa; Arthropoda; Insecta; Hemiptera; Aphididae
Product: peptidyl-prolyl cis-trans isomerase-like
Exons: 3
Coding region: 144-638 (164 amino acids)
Biological process (GO): protein folding; protein peptidyl-prolyl isomerization
Cellular component (GO): intracellular membrane-bounded organelle
Molecular function (GO): peptidyl-prolyl cis-trans isomerase activity
Source: RefSeq, a predicted model, not a curated record